Molecule: messenger RNA, 2979 nt
Organism: Cyclopterus lumpus (lumpfish)
Lineage: Eukaryota; Metazoa; Chordata; Actinopteri; Perciformes; Cyclopteridae
Product: cysteine/serine-rich nuclear protein 1-like
Exons: 5
Coding region: 325-2427 (700 amino acids)
Biological process (GO): regulation of transcription by RNA polymerase II
Cellular component (GO): nucleus
Molecular function (GO): DNA-binding transcription factor activity, RNA polymerase II-specific; sequence-specific DNA binding
Source: RefSeq, a predicted model, not a curated record
GUAUGAAGCAAGAUAGUAUCGGCUCCACAACAACUUCCGGUUUCGUUUCGGCAGAAGGGUUAUUAGCCGGCUUACUGUGCGAUUUUCCAAUUCUAAAAUUAGUUCAAAUUAGUUCAAAUUGAGGUAUAGCGUCGAAAGUUACUUUAAAGAUGACAUGUAUUCGCUUUGGUUGUUUUACUCUGAAGGAAAUUCAACUGGUCUGAGACCCAACGACGUUGCACUAAAAAUCUUUACGGUCCGCGUUGUUUGUCGCCCGUGAAUCAGAAACAACGCGUUGUGACUGUGUCAAGAGGUGAAGCCAUCGUGUAACUAUCGCGUUGGCUUAUGUCUGACUUCUCCACCUGGAGUUGCCAGAGAGCGGUACGACCGCGCGCGGUGGGAGGCGGGUACUAUCUUGCUGACACACGUCGUCUCUUUGGUUGCUGCCAGCCAGUCCUCUGGUGUUCACACGGGCACUACAGUGCGGCUUCACACACACGCAGAGAGGCGCACGAUGCUCGGCUGGCUGGACCCGUAACGAGACCCGCAACUUCGUGUCAAUGUGAGAUGUUUGUUGUCAUCGCGCUGCAUUUUACUUCCUGCUCCUGUGAUACGUCAACAAACCAGUGUGCCUCUUCCUCUUCGUGUUCACGCAGAGUGUGCCUCAACAACAACAACAACAACAACAACAACAGCCAAACAAUGAGAGGCAUCCUGAAGAGAAAGUUUGCCGAGGUAGAUGACAAUCCCUUCUACUCCUCCUCCUCUCCUUCGUCCUCCCUCUCCUCCCCCACCUCCUCCGAGUGGGAGUCCGAUGGGGAGAGCGGCCCCUCUGAUAACCAGGAUUUCACGCCUCACAGUCCUUCUUCACCCACCGGUUCACCCAUUCGGCCCAUCCUGAAGAGAGCCCGGCUCGCCGGCGCCCGGAGCAGCGUGCGCUUUGACCAAGUCACCGUGUUCAGUUUCCCGCGCUGCCAGGGCUUCACCAGCGUGCCCGGUCGUGGAGGCGCCACCCUGGGCAUGGCGCGGAGGCACAGCGCCCUUCAAAGAUACACACUGGCGGAGCAUGCGCUGGAGCGGCGGCACGGGCGGCGAGAGAGGCGGAGGAGAGAGAGGCUCGAGGCACUGAAACUCAAAUUGACCGCCAGCGGGGCCGUUGACCAGAGAGAGGCCGACGGGCUCACGGUGGAUCAGAUCCCAGAUGACGACACGGACGUCCACAUCGGCGACGGCGACCUGGAGGAUGGGGGUUUCCUUCAGCCGUACUCCUCCAAACAGCGGCAGGCUCUCCUCCAGGCGGCGGGGGUGAAUCGCAUAGACCGGGAUGAGAAGAGGCAGCUCCAUGCCCUGCGUGUCUCCAGGGAGGCCUGCGGAUGUGACUGCCGAGGCUUUUGUGAGCCAGAGACCUGCGCGUGCAGCCUGGCAGGAAUCAAGUGCCAGGUGGACCGCUUCAACUUCCCAUGUGGCUGCACCAAGGACGGCUGUGGAAACACUCAGGGGCGCAUCGAGUUCAACUCCAGACGUGUGCAGACUCAUUACAUCCACACCGUCAUGAAACUGGAACUGCAGAGGCGACUGCAAGAUGAAACACCAAGCCAAGAGGACCAGACAGGACUUCCAGAAGACCUUGAAGAGUAUGUGGACCAGGACCAGGACCAGGACCAGGACCAGGACCGUCCGGCGUACGGAGCCCAGGACAAGAGCUGUCCCUUUGGGUUCCCGAUGGAGGAAGACGGUCUACCUCUCACCAUGCCUGCCACGCCUUCCUUUCAUUUCCCCCCAGAGAGGUUGGUGGUGGAGGAGAACAGCUGCAGCAGCGACAUGACCGACUCCUCCUGCUCCUCCUCUGACUGCGAUGCAGGACGAUGCCUCAAUGGGAGUCAGGAUCUCCCUGACGUGGAUGGAGGGUUGUCGCGUGCCCUCAGCAUCUGCAUCUCUGAAAACAAUAACCACUCUAUGCCCAGCCAACCGAGGCACACAGGAGAACCACUAUGGCAGCACAGCGGCGGCCCUGCCACUUACAGCACGCCCGCUGGCAGUACGGGACCACUUACAGCCAACGCAUUCACAGACAAUGUGAGCCGGACCUCACAGACGGAUUACCUCGAUGAGAACGCAAACCAAGCCAGAGACUUCUUUGACAAUGACUCUCUUGAGGGCUUCCCCAACACUCCCUCCCCCACUGACUAUUUUUCAGGCAGGUACAUGGACCUGAGUCUGUCGUCCGACUCCGACAUCGAGUUCUUCGACAGUGACUACGCCUCCGGGCCGCUGCACAGCUCCUUCAAAGUACAUAGAAACCCAGACAGUUUUAGCCACCUGCAGCUGUUUAGCUCGGUUAAUUUGCCACAGUACGAGUCGAGCGCCUACCUCCUGGAGUCUCUGAUGGGCCUGACUGAGCCCAGCCCGGAGCAGGGUUACGCGGUCGGGGGCACCCGGCUGUCAUAGCUGAUUCAAGGCGUUCUAGUGACGAGAUAAUUUAAUUUAAUGUGUUUGUAAGAACAUUUCAAUGUACAGAGUAUGAAUGAUGAAAUAUUUGUUCCCUUGCUGGACAAUUUCUUUUUCUAUUUCCUAAAAAUAUGUUUGCCUUUAUUUCAGAGAAACCACACUUAAUAAUUAAUAUAUGUCUUUUUUUAUUUCCUGAACCCAUAUAAUCAUCUCUAAUAUGCUAUUUCAUUUCUUAUACUAUGGCCACCAGGGAUAUUUAAAUUUGGCCCUGAUGCUUUCUUUAGCCUCAUCGCUGCUCUCUGCAAGUUAAGUUGCUUCAAGUCAUAUUUAUUCCAAAGGUCACAAAGAUAGAGGCAAUAAAAAGUUCCCAUUUUAAAAAAGUAUAUAUAUUUUUUUUCAGGUAGAUGGCCAUGGUAUACGCAGGAUAAUCCACGAACAAGAAUGAAAAAUGUCAUUAAUCAACCCGAGUUGUGAAUUAGUUUCUACUGCCUAUCUGAUUGUGGAUUAUCCUGUAUAUGUAUUGGAAUAAUAUAAUAAACCAUUAAAAAAGUA